AUGAACAAUAUAAGUCAAAACACCUCAACCCGGCUUGCGUCUCACCUCUCAAUCUCUCCUUCGCACCACAAUGCAGUCAGGGAAUGGCUGACGUCUUCAUUUCCGCUUGUUCAACUCAAUGUGGCAUUUAUGGAUGAAAUUACCGUGCCAAAGGUCGAGAGCGCCCUCAAUCCCGUCACUGCAUUGGCUUUCCUAGCACUCAGUACCUCCAAACCCUAUUUACUUGCUGGCGAGGGCCAAUUUCUCAAAGUCUUCGACUAUAAAAGAGGAACGUUCAUUCGUACGGAGCAAAUAUUUGACUCACAGGCAAUUUAUGGCAUUGUCUGCAGAUCCUUGCCGGAAGAUGCCGGACAUAAUGGAACCUGCCUCAUCUGGGGUGGGCGAUCCAUCUGUCUUAUCUCCAUCGAAGCAGAUCUUAAUAUAAAUGGGAAACCCUUGGUCAAAGUUCAUCAACACAUGCCGGAAGUCCUCUGGGAUGAUUGGAUCCUCGAUGCCUGUUUCCGACACCCUAAUAUUACCGACAGCGGAUCUGGAAAGAACACUGUCGAAGCCAUCCUCGUGACCGCACACAAUGAUUUACUAUGUCUAAAAUUCGUUGAAAAAUCCGCAGAAACGAGAGAAACCCGCUCGCUCUACCGUAUCGCUUCAGGACCCAAUUCGAUUCUGUACUCCGCGCACAUGCUUUUGGCGGAUGCUGGCCCGCGCCUUCUCGUCGCUGCGGGUACGGUAUUCGGAGAGGUCUUGCUCUGGUCGUUUACUUCUGAUCCCUCUGUAUCUCGGGAAAUCAAGUUGCACUAUAGAUUUACUGGACAUGAGGGGUCGGUCUUUGGAUUCAGGAUAUCAGAGGUGGCGCAGACUGGUGCUGUGAAACGUAUCUUGGCCAGCUGCAGCGAUGAUAGGACCAUCAAGACAUGGGACAUAUCGGACACAAGCAGCAGUGAAAAGGUGAAACCGUUGUCAGAUGGAGGACUGAACAACUCCGAAGCUGGCUUACUAGACGAAACCAAUGAAGUUGACUCGACUGGAUGCCUGGCUAUGAUAAUGGGCCACGCUUCCCGGAUCUGGGGCUUGCGUUUCCUGAUUCAGAAAGACGGAUGUUGGGACUUGAUCUCCUACGGAGAAGACAGCACUGCACAAAUCUGGCGUACUACACACUCAUCUCACUCGGGCAAGAACGUAUGGGCAAUGGCAGUCUUCCGAGAAUCUGGUAUAGAGUGUAUUGUUGCUACUGGCGGAGCUGACGGAUGUAUCACAGCGUACAAGCCCCUUCUGCAUGGAAUGCCUACGCGGACGGGUGCUUGGACGAGCCAGUAUACGAUGGAUGAGGUUUCGAAGACCUUCCAGACCACAUCGAGUGAACCGAGUCCAACACAAGCAGGCAAAGCAAAAUCCAUAACAGAAACUUUUUUUGACUCUCUCAAAGGCUCUUGGAAGCUCACACGAAAUCUUGACAGUCUUAUACGAUAUUUUCUGCAACCAAAGUUCAUAGUGACAAGUUCUUGCUUCCUCGAUACCGAAGAUUGGAUCAUCCUAGGCUCCCGCAACGGAGAUAUAGCGAUAUACGACCUGACACACACCACACCGAAUUCGGCAGUUGAUGUCACCCCCGACUGCUUCCAAAGAAUCCAUGGCGAAGACGCCAUCACUCUGAUCCAAAUCGUGCCCCGCGACGUCUCAAAGCUGACCGGCAGAAUCGCUAUAUUAACCGCCGGUCAAGACGGCAAAUGGGCAAUCCAUCACGUCUUUCACAAACUCCAAGAUAGCAAGCUCUGUGUGACCCUCCAGACCAUACACGUAGGUAUGCCCCCAUUCGGCCCAAAUAUUGAGGGAGCGUGCGUCGAUCCGACGAGUAAGGAUCUUCUGCUUUGGGGGUUUCGGAGCAAGCAAUUUAUCGUGUGGAAUGAGUCACAGAAAACGGAGGUCAUGACGGUGGAUUGUGGAGGCGCUCACAGAAAUUACGCGUAUGCACACCGAAAUGACGGUAGUGGUGGUGGUAAUUUUGUGUACACAAAAGCUUCGAUUUGUCAUGUACUUUCGCAGACGCAAGCUUCUCAUCAAGUCAUCCAGCAUGGAGGACAUGGAAGAGAGAUCAAAGCUAUGGCUCUAUCACCGGCAAUCAAAACGGGCGACGAUGUUGAUCUUCGGUUCGUUGCGACAGGCGCAGAGGAUACGGCCAUUCGUAUAUUCGAUCUUAAUGCGAGGCUCAAGUGCUUGAGCAUCGUCACUAAGCACACAACAGGCAUCCAGCAACUGCGGUGGUCUUCGAAUGGUCAACUUCUCUUCAGCGCAGCUGGGUGUGAAGAGUUCUUAGUGUGGCGAUUGCAAUCAGCGCCGUUCGUUACAUUCGGUAUCGUCUGCGAGGCUCAGUGUCCAACCGUGACCGAGGAAGUGGAUUUGCGAAUCAUGAAUUUUGCGACAGAGGAGAUCCAUUCGACUCAUGACCCGGACGAUGUUCCAUACGAGCCUGAUUACCUCUUAAGUAAGGUAUACUCAGAUUCCUCGAUACGACUGUUUCGCUAUCAUACGGGCCGGGAAAGCUUCGAGCUCCUGACUGAAGGGUCUUACACGACAUACUGCCUCACCCAAGCCGCCUACCUACACAUCGGCGAAACCCUGAACGGGCUUUGUACCGCCAGCACAGACGGACAUCCGGCUCUUUGGCCGCAUGCAAACCCUCUGUCAUGGCACAGUGAGGAUCUGCCAAGAAGUCCUCCAUUGCACUGGAGUACGCGGACUGGAAUCCACCAAAGCAGCGUGAAGGCACUGGACUCUGUGACCAUAUCGGAGUCAGAGACACUCAUCGUGACGGGCGGUGAUGAUGGCGCCGUAGCUUUUACCCGUGUGGGGAUCCAUAGCCCGUCUGAGGUGGUAUUUGAGGCUGCUAGUCUACUCAUCCCCGGCGCUCACGCAAGUGCGGUUUUCAUCGGCAAGCCCACUUCUGACAGGCAAGGUGAAAAUCCGGAGGGCUUCAUACUCGCGAACGUGGGCAAUGAGAGAUCGGGAUCGACACGACGCAAGUGGGAGCGGAGGGUAUCACAAUCUGUCGGAUGGCGAAUGUUUACACCUCCAUCGCAGACGCCAGUUCCCUAG
Molecule: messenger RNA, 3090 nt
Organism: Letharia columbiana
Lineage: Eukaryota; Fungi; Ascomycota; Lecanoromycetes; Lecanorales; Parmeliaceae
Exons: 4
Coding region: 1-3090 (1029 amino acids)
Biological process (GO): tRNA methylation
Cellular component (GO): cytoplasm
Molecular function (GO): protein binding
Source: RefSeq, a predicted model, not a curated record